AUGGUCGCCAAAAAUUCAGGCACGCAUCUCCUCACAUCAGAAGAAAUCGUUGGGCCUCUCCCUGUCGCUGUCAGGGGGUCGCCUUGGCAUCUCCGCACUCCUCAUGAGAGGGCCACACCGGGUGCAGCUGCGAGGCGCAGGUCAGGGACCCGCGAUGCAAGACAGGGAAGGAGGGCUGUUCGCCCCGAGGUCACGCUGCUGCUGCUUGGGGACGAUGGAGAAAAAUGUCAUGUCCAUGCCCGCGGGCCCGACUAUUUCUUGGGACCUGUCCCCAGCUUGCACCGGGCUCUUGAGGUGCUGAGGGCACCCAACCGUCGCUCGACAGCCGCUGCAAUGAGGUCCUCGAACAAUCUCGUCACUGUGGCACUCGCUCUCGCGGGCGGUGUCAGGGCUAUAGAAUAUGAUUCCUUCGAUGGCCCUGGCUUUCCCACCUGCUACAAUGUCACGGCAGUGCAUAACGCCACGAGCGUGGACGAGAUGGUAUCCCUCGUCCAGGCCGCUGCUGCCUCAGGUACACAGGUUCGUGCAGGAGGCAAGGGGCAUAUGUGGUAUGACACACAAUGUGCCGACCUGCCAACUGAGAUCAUCCGAACAGAGUUUGUGAACAACAUCUCCGACUUCGACCUCCCAGAGGGCGCCGAAUCAGGCACCGUGGUCGUCGAGGGCGGUGUGACUUUCUUCGAGCUCGCCGACUACCUCCACGCACGUGGCGCCAACAUCGGUACCGGCCUUGUCAACUGGAACAUCUCCCUCGGCGGUAGCGUGGCCAUGGGCGCCCACCGAACAUCGCUGAGGGAGGACGCCGUGGUGGUGGGCGGCGUGUUGUCGAUAGACAUUAUUGAUGGCACCGGCAAGAUCAGGACCGUUGAGAGGGACGAGUCCAAUGACGAGUGGCUUGCGGCGUCGACCUCGUUGGGGCUUUUGGGCAUCAUCGCGAGGCUGAAGAUGAAGAUUUACCCCGAGACUGUGCUCUAUGCGAAUCAGAACACGCUCGAUGAGGCCGACGUCCUCAAUGGCGAUAUCGAAGCGCUGAUAGCACCCUACCUGACAGCAAAUCUCUGGAGAAAGUUUCACCAGAGAUACUACGAUGUCAUCGGCCCAAACGACACAAACCAAAACGGCCUCCAGUCCACCUUCUCCGUGACUGCAGUCGAAGCCGCCGCUGCCAUCUCCAUCCUGAACACCGGAAAGGCCCUCGCGACAUCUAACAUGCUUGCCGAGGAAAUCUUUUUUGGUAUCUGGGAGAAGCCUAACUUCCACACGAAGGACACCAAUGAGGAGAUCACAACCUGGCCCGUGACAGGCUAUAAUUAUGACGUCCUUAUUGGCGGCCUAUAUCCGGAUCAGAAGGCAGAGUGGGACUACGACCUCCGUGGCUACACGUUGGAGUUGGCAUUCCCCGUUACCCUUGCCAACAAGAUGCUGAAGAGGGUGAGGGAGCUGUUCGACGCGCAGUGGAACGAGAAGUUGAUUGUUAUGACUGCGACGUAUCGAAGCGGCAUCAACAUCAAGUUCGGCAAGCCGCAUUUCGACCUUCUCGGACAGGUGACCACCGGCACUUCAGAUGGGGCCGACUGGAGCAGGGGGGCUAUCAUGUUCGACUUCCCCUCGUUCAGGCCGAACAUCGGUGACCACCUGCGUUUCAACGAGCCAUUUUAUCACAAUCUGUCGCAGACACUCAUCAACGAGUUCCCCUGCAGGCCUCACUGGACAAAGAACACCAGGGAGGUUCUUACACAGGCCGUCAAGAACCUGGACCAAGACCACAUUGCAAGAUUCAAGGCCGUGAGAGAGGAUUUUGACCCGAACGGAAUCUUCAGGAGCGUUGUCGGAGAGAUCAUUGGCGUCUCCGAGUCUCAUCGCAUCAUCAAGGUCCUCGACCACCACAAUCCACCACCUAUAUCCCCCAACAUGAAGCCACCCACAAGGCUCGCCAGCCAGGCGAUCCCGCGGCUCUUCGUCUGCAGCCGAUCCAGCUAUGUAGCAGCCCGCCCCAUCGCCAGCAGGGCCCUCCACUCCUCAUCCGCCGACCCAGCCAACGUUGCCCCCUUCUGCGCGACCGGCCCUCCACCGGAGCCCCCACAGCCGGCCGCAGAACACCCCUACGCCAAGGUCGAGAGGAGGAGGAAGCAGGCCGAGCUGCUCAAGAACGCAAAGGAGAUCCGGGACGCCAGCAGCGGCAAGAACUCCGGGAAGUCGCCGCUGAAGAAGCGCUUCUGGCAGGACGUCCACGUCAAAGAGGUCGAUGGCGCCUACCAAAUCUACCUCGACUCACGGCCCCUGCGCCACCCAACGACCAAGGCCAUCGUCAACGUGCCGCUCUCGAAACCGUACCUGGCGCACGCCCUCGCGCUGGAGUGGGACCUUCUCACCUCAGCCCAGCAGGCGACCAAGAACCACCUGAUCCCGCUGACGUCGCUCGUGUGCCGCGCGCUGGACAUCGCUGAGGAUGAUGCCAAACACGCGGGCUCACCGUCAUCGUCAUCGGGCGGCUUCGCCCCGAUCCGUACCGCCGUGGCCGACACCCUCCUGCGCUACCUCGACACCGACUCGCUGCUGUGUUGGGCGCCGCCGGCCGAGCCCCUCUCACCGGAAGAGACGCCCCUGCGGGAGCUGCAGGAGCGCACGGCCGGCGAGGUCAUUGGGUACUUGAGCACGCACGUCUGGCCCGGCGUGGAGAUCGAGCCCGUGCUAGAUGAGGGGCUGCUAAUGCCCAGACAGCAGAAGCCUGGCGUGAGGGAGGUCAUCCAGGGAUGGGUGAUGGGCCUGGAAGCCUGGGACCUGGCUGGGUUGGAGAGGGCGGCUCUCGCCGGCAAGAGCUUGUUGGGCGCGGCAAGGCUGGUGGUAGAGUGGAGCGAAGGUAGUGCCGGGCGUGCUGUGAGGGAUGUAUCUGGGACAAGUAAGAGUAGUAAGAGGACGUUUGGCAUCGAGGAGGCGGCCAAGGCGGCCAGCCUAGAGGUGGAUUGGCAGACGGGCAAGUGGGGAGAGGUUGAGGAUACCCAUGAUGUGGAGAAGGAGGAUCUGCGUAGGCAGCUGGGAAGUACAGUGCUCCUAGUCUCAGGAAAGGGGGCAUGGUAA
Molecule: messenger RNA, 3078 nt
Organism: Diaporthe amygdali
Lineage: Eukaryota; Fungi; Ascomycota; Sordariomycetes; Diaporthales; Diaporthaceae
Product: fad fmn-containing dehydrogenase
Exons: 13
Coding region: 1-3078 (1025 amino acids)
Biological process (GO): mitochondrial proton-transporting ATP synthase complex assembly
Cellular component (GO): mitochondrion; membrane
Molecular function (GO): FAD binding; D-arabinono-1,4-lactone oxidase activity
Source: RefSeq, a predicted model, not a curated record